Molecule: messenger RNA, 1803 nt
Organism: Symbiodinium sp. CCMP2592
Lineage: Eukaryota; Dinophyceae; Suessiales; Symbiodiniaceae
Source: the annotation of a GenBank genome assembly
AUGGCAGACCGAGAGGCAGUCUGCGUGGGGGUUCGGCUUCGUCCCUUCGUCGCCUAUGAAUCUGGGCAAGAGCAGUGCCUCACAAUCGAGGACAACACCGUCCAUGUGGACCCCAUGGUUGCAGAGCAAUCCCAAAAAGCCAAGGUGUUGGAGUUUGCUUUCGACUGUGCCAUGGACAGCACGGAUCCUGACUCGAAGAGCUAUGUGUCCCAAGAUAAAUGCUAUCAGAUGAUGGCAAAGAGGAUGGUCGACCAUGUUCUUGGAGGAUACUUCAGUUGCCUCUUCUGCUAUGGGCAGACGGGCACUGGCAAGACCACCACAAUCAUGGGGAAAGUGGAGCCUGUGUCUGAGCAGGGUCUCUUGCUCAGACUGAUGAACGACCUCUUUGCAGAGAUGGCCGACCUGCAGAGUCAAGGCUCUGAGGUGCACUGCAAAGUUCAGAUGUUGGAGGUCUACAACGAGAAAGUUCGCGACCUUCUCGUCCCCAUGAGUGGCAAAGACGGAGGCAAAGAUGGAAAGUCACGUCAACAUCCCGAGGUGCAUGUUCAUCCAAAGUUAGGGGUGUACGUGAAGGGAGUCGCAGACGAGCCGGUGGAGUCCUUCGAGAAUUGCGUGCAGCUCAUCGAGUAUGGUAACACCAUGAAGACGGUUGCAGCAACGGCGAUGAAUGCCAAGAGCUCGCGUGCGCACACGAUCUUCAAGCUGAUGGUGGAGAAACGUGGGGGAACGGACAACACAAUCGUGACGUCGGAGGCGUUUUUCGUGGAUCUUGCAGGAAGAGAAAACGAGAAAACCACCAAAGUCUCGGGCGAAAGGCUGGUGGAGCUCACCUUCAUCAAUCAAAGCUUGAUGUGGUUGGCGAGCUGCAUACAGGCUCUCGCGAAGCCGGACACCAGGAAGUCCAUGAGUGCUGCGGCAGCAUCCGGCACUGCCAUGAUGUCAAGGUUUCGGAACUCCAAGCUCACUUUGCUCCUCUCCAAUGCUCUGAGCGGAAAUUCCAAGACCUCCAUGAUCGGCACACUGAGCCCCGCCCUUGCCAACUUCGAGGAGAGCUACAGCACUUUGACUUUCGCGUCCACGGUGAAGAACAUCAAGAUCAAGGCGAAGCCCGCCAGCGCCGUGGACAAGGAUGCCUUGGUGAAGACACUGCAGGAGGAGCUUCAUUCCCUAAAGGAGCAGCUUGCAGAGGCGCAGGAGAAGGUCCAUCAUGACACGCUCACUGACAAGUUGGAGGCCACCGAGGAACUGGUGAAACGAUAUCGGAAGGGAUGGAACGAGGCCUCCAGCGAAGCCAAGCGAAUGAUGUCACAGCGGGGAGCUGCCUUGGAGAAGCUUGGAGCCCCUCGAUGGAGCUGGGCCAUGCACAACGUGCUCCUGGCAAACAAGGUGCAGCAGCGCCAAGUUCCGCACUUGGCCAACUACUCCGAGGAUCCGCACAUGCGGGGUCGGCUGAUGUUCCACCCCGCACAGCCGGAUCGCGAGUACUCCCUCGGCUACAACCAUGACUGCGACUUCUUGGUGCCGCAUGGUCUGGGCAUCCAGCAGGUUACGUGCUUCAUCCAUAAGGACAGCAACGGACGCUUGUUCCUCCGACCAGCAGCACAAUCGGACAGGAGUGACACGGUCCAUUCUGGAGAGAGAGAGAGAGAGAGAGAGAGAGAGACAGAGAGAGAGACAGAGAGUGAGAGUUGCGGGGUUCUGUUACAGUUCGCAAUGGGCCGUAUUCGUUGCUUUGCUCCGAUAGGAACAGAAGGCAAGGGCACGGCAGUGUCAAGAGUAGCAGGUUCAGGGUGGGAGUGGUGA